Molecule: messenger RNA, 1762 nt
Organism: Oryzias latipes (Japanese medaka)
Lineage: Eukaryota; Metazoa; Chordata; Actinopteri; Beloniformes; Adrianichthyidae
Gene: tgoln2
Product: trans-golgi network protein 2
Source: RefSeq, a predicted model, not a curated record
UUGUACACGGAAGCAGAAGUGUCAAAGCUCCAACCUGGCAACCUGACAGUUUCUUCUGGAGCUGACAGGGUACGCGGGUAAACCAACACAUUUGCUUUUGGUUCUGUGGCUGUUUGGAUCCAGAAUACACAAUGAAGACGGUGUUGCUUGUAGUUGCCGCCAUUCUGUGCUGUUCUGCAGUUAUGGGAGCCGAUGAAAGUAACAGAACUGAUGACACUGGGAUAAAAACUCCAAUUGCACUAAACGAAACCAAUAAAACUGUGGUGGAGGUCUCUUCAGUGCUAACAAACCAGAGUGUAAUAGAAAUAACUAAUGGAGCAAAGAAUGAGACAACUACAGCGGGCCCACAGCAAAAAACAAAGGACGAGGAGUCCAAAAACAAAGACCAGGUAACUGAGGAAAACGAGGGCGUCACCCCAAAUGAAGAGGAGGAAAACAAAGACGAGGUAACCGAGGAAAUGGAGGGCGCCACACCGAAUGAGGAGGAGAAAAACGACGGCGUUGCAGCAAACAAGGGGGAGACAAAAAAAACACCCAUUGAAAGUAUCAAGGAAAGCGGAUUUGAAGAACCGGAAAGCAGCCAUUUCUUUGCAUACCUUGUUUCUGCUGGUGUGUUGGUUGCAGUGCUCUACGUCACUUAUCACAACAAGCGCAAGAUAAUCGCCUUUUUUUUGGAAGGAAAGAGAUCCAGAUCGACACGUCGACAGAAAACUGCAGAAUACCAGAAGCUGGAACAGGAGCCCUGAUCUCAAGCUGUGGAGGAGAAAAGGGAGAACUGGUUUCAGGGACUCGGGUGUACGGGACAUUUAGUCCACUUUGGGUUUUAUGGACUUUUUUUUUUUACCUGUAGAAAUUUGUUGCAUGACUAUGCAGAUAACAACUUUUGCCUUACUGAAGGAAAGGUGAAAUAGUCCAGGUAAAAGGACGCGGUUUUUGCACUUGCCUGGAUUCCACUUUACAAGCAAUCUGAAGGUGUGGCCUAGACGGGCCUCGACUCAGGCUAUUUCCAUUACUCAUCAGUACUGCUCUUUCUGUAUGUUUUCUUGAUGAAGAAAGGCAAAGGAUUGCAAAGGGAACAUAAAAAAGCCAUCUUGGAACGCUGGAUAUGUGUGUAAAUGCAGACCAGUGUCUCCAUAAUGUGUAAUUGUCUGUCCUUUUUUAUGUUGUCUCUGGCAAGAAUCUCAACUUUUACCACUUUUUAGGUUGUAGCUCCAUUCUCAAGAGAAGCUACCUAAUAGGUGCAAAUAAAAAAAUAAAAUGUUUUUCUUUUGUUUUUUUAAUGUAGGGUUUGACUGCCUCAUUGUGCUGGAAAUACUUUAUUGGGAAAAAAAUAUUCUUUUGGGAUAACCACUGAUACAAAAAAAGUAAGCCUCCCUAAUGUGUUGCUUUGUGUUUGUUUCUAUAAAUGACACUUGUUUUUGGCCAAAUAGUUUUCUGUGAUUUGCAUAGCUCUCAUAGUGCCUGUUUAGCAAUUAUUUAUUUCUAGGUGGUGGAUUAGCAAACCAUGUUUCUUGUAAAAGAUGAAUACAAAUCCAAUUGCUUAUUGGCGGUUAGGACCCAUUACAAAGAAUACCUUUACUGUGAAAACCAUAAUAGACUUAUAACAUUUUCCGUAUUUGUAAAACACAUUUUAUUUAAAAACUAAAGCUGCAAAAACACAAAAGGUUUGGAGAGUUUGUUAGUGAGUUCUGUUUUUCUGCACACUAGAAACUGAAAGGCUGGGUGUUUUCUUUUCCUUAAGAAAUAAAAGCUUUUAUACACA